UCUUCACUGCUCAAAAGCCCAGUUGUAAUGAUCGCUUCUCAUUCGACCUCUGCCCACUGGAUGUUCCCAUUGCCCCGGCUGGUUCUGGAAGCCUUACUCCAGACUUCAGCUCUACUUGUCACUAUUACUCAUAGUCAGAUCACCGGUAUGCCGUGGAAUCGAUUCCGUGUGACCCCUGGCAAACCGUUUUCCUUUGCGCGUCAUAGCUGGCAACUUCCACAGGGCUUGCCAAAGCAGGUUCUCAGCGUCCCCAGAUAUUCCAUUACGACUACCUUCACUCACUCCCCCACUUCCAGCUCUCGAAGGAUGUGAUUAUGGCUGUCAGGUACACAGGCUGCCACAUGGAUGAAACGUCCCCACAGUCUAAGACAAUCCACGAGGAGAGGGAUUUAGUUUGGCAGGCAAAAAAAUUGAAGCCUUUGACCAGUGCGCGGAUAGCGUGUGGCCGAGAGGACGGAUCUUAGUACCGAUCUAGGACAAUCACUAGUUGAGCCGCACUAGACACGUGUGUCUCACGCUCGACAAACAAAUGAGCGAUUCCGGGGUUGCCGGCUUGAGCCUCGAGGUCAUAACUCACAUCCCGGUAUUAUGAUAUCGUCAUGCAUUGAGCUGGGUAUUGGGGCCAAAGUUCAUUGUUAGUCACUGAGGAGGACAUUCUAUAGUAUGAGACCGGUAUAGCGCAGCAGAUUUUCUUGAGAGAAAAAUGAAUGUAAGUAAGAGGUAGCUA
Messenger RNA from Aspergillus fijiensis CBS 313.89, 727 nucleotides. RefSeq lists its product as uncharacterized. Lineage: Eukaryota; Fungi; Ascomycota; Eurotiomycetes; Eurotiales; Aspergillaceae. The transcript has a single exon. The record is from RefSeq and is a predicted model, not a curated record. The coding region runs from base 61 to 312 and encodes 83 amino acids.